AUGGUCUUCGACUACGACGAGAAGAAGCUCAGGGGGCAGCCCUCCAAGGCCGUGCGCACGGUGCUCUUCCGGCUCAACAAGGGCCGCGUCGAACACAGCUGGUUCGUGUCGUCGACGAAGGAGGAGCAGGUCAUCCUCCUGCGGGCGUCCGUGCACCGCUUCGCGAAGCUCGCCGACGACCUCGACUGGCCCCUGCCCCUCGACGAGGCCGAGUGCGAGGCGCGCGCGCGGGCCGGCGACGUCGAGCACGGCAUCAAGCCCUUCGCCAUCUUCCACGACCCGGCCGUCACGCACGGCUUCUCGCCCUAUCAAUCGAUUUUUGCCAAGUACGACACGGAGCCCUCCCUGCAGGCCUUGUACGCCGUGCCCCCGGGCGGCCGCCACUGCUUCUCGAACCAGCUCGUGCGCCUGAAGCUGCUCUUCGCGAUGCUCGAGGCGAAGGAGAAGGCGGGCGGCUGCGGGCUCGUCGUGGACAAGAUGCUCCUCGACGGCGACAUGCAGGACUGCUUCCCGCUCCACGACGACGCCGCGCGCCAAGCCGUGCAGCGGCGCUUCUCCAUGUUCCACUUCGACACGUGCGCCGAUCAGACGCGGGGCUACCUCGGCGCGCGCGUGGGCAUGUACCUGGGCUUCGUCGCGCACAAGACGUCCUGGAUGCGCGCGCCGGCGGCCCUGUCCAUGCUCUGCACUUUGGGCCUCUGGGUCGAGGUCAACGUCCUCGACCGCGACCGGCGGCGGUCGCGCGUCAUGCCGAUAUUCGCGUUCUUCAUGUGCCUCUGGGCGUCGACGAUGCUCGAGGCCUGGAAGCGGAAGCAGUUCGCCUACGCGCUGCGCUGGGGCAUGCUCGGCGGCGACGCGGAGGAGCCGGACCGGCCCGAGUUCGUCGGCGUGCCGCGGCCGUCGCUCGUGGACGGCCGGCCGGAGACGUACUUCCCCGCGCUCGAGCGGCGCGCGCGCGAGCGCGUCUCCGCCGCGGUCUUAGUUUCUCUGCAUCCUCCUCCCUCUACAUCCUGA
Messenger RNA from Aureococcus anophagefferens, 1014 nucleotides. RefSeq lists its product as hypothetical. Gene Ontology annotation, biological process: chloride transmembrane transport. The coding region runs from base 1 to 1014 and encodes 337 amino acids. Lineage: Eukaryota; Pelagophyceae; Pelagomonadales; Pelagomonadaceae. The record is from RefSeq and is a predicted model, not a curated record. Gene Ontology annotation, molecular function: chloride channel activity. The transcript has 2 exons.